Spinacia oleracea (spinach) is the source of this 2413-nucleotide messenger RNA. RefSeq lists its product as uncharacterized. The transcript has 3 exons. The record is from RefSeq and is a predicted model, not a curated record. The coding region runs from base 698 to 2203 and encodes 501 amino acids. Lineage: Eukaryota; Viridiplantae; Streptophyta; Magnoliopsida; Caryophyllales; Amaranthaceae.
AUCUUUGGUACUUGCGUAUUUUUUAUGAUACAAAACAGAUCCUUUCCAAAUAAAGUUCAAUCCUCGUUUUAUUAGGUUGGUCUUUUCAAAUAAACAGAUCAUUUUCUUAUCUAAAAACAAAUACGGAGUACUCUGCAGUAACCAGUACUUGAGAGUCUGAGGAAUGCAAAAAAGUAACAGUGCUCGGGAAGGAGAAAAUGUAUACUCCGUGUAAAUAAAAAAAAACAAGUAAGAAAUGAAAAUGCUAGUAUAAUAAUAAUAAUAAUAAUAAUAAUAAUAAUUAUAAAAAAAAAAAGGUGAGAAAUCAAAAUACUUAAAAGAAGGGUAAGAAAUCAGAAUACUUGAAUAUAUAUAUAAAAAAAAAAAAGAUAGAAAUCGGAAUAUAUACUUAUAAAAAGGGAUAGAAAUGAAAUUAGAAAAUCAAAAGUGAACCCGCCAAGGAACGUAUUUAUUCUCUUAAAUACAUUGACAUCUACAUGUGAACACUGAAGAGGGAGGUUGAGUAUUGAGCUGCUAUUUUGCUUUAAUUCAUGUACCAAUACCAGUAUAGUGGAGUACUCAAGUUGUUGUUCCUUUGUAUAUGUAUAUGUAUCAAUGUAUGUUGUUGUCUUUCUCUUAAUUAAUACUUUUUACUGAUAUUGUUGGGAAUCAAUUAUAGUUUACAGAAGAAGAAGAAUAAAAAGGAGAUUGGUGGGGGAUGUUGAGGGUGUUGUUAGUAAUGGUGGUAGCCAAUUUGUUGGGCUGCUGCUGCGCGAAUGAGAAUGUCAAUAGAAAAUCAGCAGUGGGGGAUCCAGGGAUGAAGAGGGAUGGGUUGAGGGUUGGCUUUGAGGCCUGGAAUUUCUGCAAUGAAGUUGGUAAUGAAGCUCCUGGUAUGGGUAGCCCUCGAGCCGCUGACUGCUUUGAUGUCAUUCCCACAUCUUUUAACAAGAACAAGUACCAAAGUAGCUCUCUUGAAGUUGAAAUUCAGCACAAAGUUACAGAAGCACACAACAAACUUGGGGUGGGAAAGCCUUUUCCAGGGUUGAAAGCAGAAGCUCUGACAAACCCAGAUGAGUAUGCAGCACAAAAGGAGCUCUAUUUGGGGAACUUAUGCCAGGUUGAAGAUGAAGAUAAAUCCCCAUGGCAAUUCUGGAUGGUUAUGCUCAAGAAUGGAAACUAUGACACUAAGUCAGGUUUGUGCCCAGAGAAUGGGAAAAAGGUCGGCCCUUUUCCUCCAGGCAGGUUCCCUUGCUUUGGAAAUGGGUGCAUGAAUCAACCUUCCUUUCACCAUAACCCAACCUCCUUGAAUUCUUCAUCAUCUCAUAAUAAUCAUGACUUAACCCUGACGGGUGGCUUCUGGGGUACCUAUGACUCAGAUUCCGAUCUUAGCCGUGGAAUAAUUGAUGGUGUUUCUUAUUAUCAAGUUACAUGGGAGAAGCAACUUGGAAAGGGUAGCUGGUCUUUCAAACAUAAGCUUAAAACUUCCAAAAAGUAUCCAUGGCUUAUGCUUUACCUCAGGGCUGAUGCAACUCGAGGAUACUCUGGAGGUUAUCACUACGAUACCCGAGGAAUGCUCAAAACUCUUCCUGAAUCCCCGAACUUUAAAGUGAGAAUGCAUUUGGAUAUAAAGCAAGGUGGAGGUCCAAAGAGCCAGUUCUACUUGAUUGAUAUCGGAAGCUGCUGGAAAAACAACGGUAAACCAUGUGAUGGAGAUGUGCUCACUGAUGUUACUAGAUAUAGUGAGAUGAUCAUUAACCCUGAAACCCCCGCGUGGUGCAGCCCUAUUAGCCUCAAGUCCUGUCCACCCUAUCACAUUACUCCUAACAACACCAAGAUUUACAGGAAUGACACAGCCCACUUCCCUUAUAGUGCGUACCAUUACUAUUGUCGACCUGGGAAUGCUGAGUAUCCUGAACAACCAUCCGAUUCAUGUGACCCUUACAGCAAUCCUCAAGCACAAGAGAUAGUCCAGUUGCUGCCUCAUCCUAUUUGGGCUGAAUAUGGAUAUCCUACCAAGCCCGGCCAAGGCUGGAUUGGUGAUCCUACUACUUGGGACUUGGAUGUUGGUGGCCUUUCUAGUAGGCUCUACUUCUAUCAGGAUCCUAGUACACCUCCGGCUAAGAGAAUAUGGACUUCAAUUGAUAUGGGUACUGAAGUUUUUGUCAGUGACAAAGAGGAGGUAGCCGAAUGGACGAUUAGUGAAUUCGAUGUCAUUAUCACUUGAUCAACAAUUCAACAGGAGCUACAAAAACUGAAUUUUGAAGGUUUAGAGGGUAUUUUUCCCUAAUAGCAAGCAGGGUGUAGAAUGAGAAUAUAGCAUCAUUUGACACAUGAUUUAUGUGUAAAAGUGACUGAAAUGUAAUCGAUUCUCUACUCUGAACGCUUCUUUAGUUUCAAAAUUGAAGGCAAUGUAGCAUCUGCUCUUUUCUCCCUG